This is a messenger RNA of Hydra vulgaris (swiftwater hydra), 667 nucleotides long. The record is from RefSeq and is a predicted model, not a curated record. Lineage: Eukaryota; Metazoa; Cnidaria; Hydrozoa; Anthoathecata; Hydridae.
UUUAUAAACAUUUUUUUUUUCAGAAAUAGUUGGAUGGAUGUUUUUUGUUAUAAUUUAGUGUAAAAAAAUAUUUACCAAAACAAUAUGAUAAAUAAUGGGAAACAGUUGCUUUAAAAAUGAGCCCACAUAUGCAAGAUAUCAUUCAAAUACAAAAAACAAUGAACCAAAUUUAGAUAAUGUUGUUGGUUCUCUAUUAGAAAUGGACCCAAGUCUUCAAGAUCGCGAUGAAGGUGUAACAAAGAUAAAUUCAUGGAUAGAGGAGAUCGGACCAGAGAUGUGCAUGUCACCUGAACACUUAGAGAUAAGUCGUUGGAAAUGUAUUAAGUAUUGGGAGGCACAACAUACUUGUGAUAUAUACGGAAAUGAAUAUUCUUCAGGGCUUAAACUGACUGGAUCAUGUGUAAGAUUUUAUUUUGAAAAGAGACUUGAUGGUUCACCACCACGUUUAGUUAUUGAGCAUUAUGGGAGAUCUGUUAAUAUGCCAAAUAAUGAGUCAAAACUUUUAUCUACAUGGGCUCAUAACUUAAGGAAUUCAUUCAGACGUAAAAACAAAACCUUGAAAAUUUUCUCCAAUGACAGUGCUGGAGACAAAAGUUUAUAAUUUAUUUGGCUAUAGUUUUAUCAAGGUUUUUGUUAAAUUCUUCUAUAAGAAAAAUAGAAGUGGUAA